Molecule: messenger RNA, 2406 nt
Organism: Aureococcus anophagefferens
Lineage: Eukaryota; Pelagophyceae; Pelagomonadales; Pelagomonadaceae
Exons: 2
Coding region: 1-2406 (801 amino acids)
Biological process (GO): biosynthetic process; UDP-alpha-D-glucose metabolic process
Molecular function (GO): ATP binding; UTP:glucose-1-phosphate uridylyltransferase activity
Source: RefSeq, a predicted model, not a curated record
AUGGCCGCCCUCGCCGAGACGUCCCCGAACGUGCCGCCCGUGAACCGCUUCGCGCACGCCGAGGCCCAGGCGCGCAAGCGCGCGUCGUCCAAGGAGUCGCAGGGCACCACGCCGAUCCUCAAGAAGAUCAUCAGCGGCGACGAGUCGAGCGCGCGCGCGAAGGCCAACUGGAAGAAGGCGGGCAACGGCAUCCGCGCCAUGCUGCGCUUCAAGUCCGGGUCGACGCCGCAGGCGGCGCCGGAGGGCGCGAUCCCGGACCGCUUCGCGCACGGCGUCGCCGUCGCGAAGCGCAAGUCGCUGGAGGGCCAGGCGAGCCAGAGCAAGCCGUCGGUCCUCAAGGCCGUCGCCCAGGAGGUCUUCGUGCCCGGGCGGCUCUGCCUCUUCGGCGAGCACAGCGACUGGAGCGGCGCGUUCCGGCGCUUCAACCCGGCCAUUGGCGUCGGCGCGACGCUCGUGCUGGGCACGACGCAGGGCCUCUACGCGCGCGUGCGGCGGACGGCGAAGGCGGAGCUCGUCUUCACGGCGACGGACAACGACGGCACGCGCCUGGGCCCCUUCACCUGCGCCAUGGAGCGGCGCGCGCUCGCGAAGCUGGCCGCCGGGGGCGGCUUCUUCUCCUACGUCUGCGGCGUCGCGUGGGUCGUGCUCACGAACCACCGCGUGGGGGGCGUGGAGAUCGACCAGCACACGACGACGCUGCCCCUGCGCAAGGGCCUGAGCUCGUCGGCGGCGGCCUGCGUGUUGGUCGCGCGCGCCUUCAACAAGUGCUACGGCCUCAAGCUGUCGACGCGGGGCGAGAUGGAGUACGCGUACCAGGGCGAGAUCGCGACGCCGAGCCGCUGCGGCCGCAUGGACCAGGCCUGCGCGUUCGGGUCGCAGCCGACGCUGCUGACCUACGACGGCGACCGGCUCGAGGUCGAGGUCGUCGACGUCGCGAAGCCCAUCCUUUUAAUCAUCGUCGACCUCGGCUGCGUCAAGGACACGCCGUUGAUGCUCGAGUCGCUGCAAAAAUCCUUCCCGGGCCCGCCGGCGGACGACGUCGGCCGGGGCGUCCACGAGUGGCUCGGGCCCGUGAACCGGGCCCUCGUGGCCCGGGCCCUCAAGGCCGUCGAGGCCGGCGACGCGGAGCUGCUGGGAACGCUCAUGACGGAGGCCGCGCGCGACUUCGACAAAUACGGCGCGCCGACGUGCCCGGCGCAGUUCGACGCGCCGACGCUGCACCGCGUCCUCGCCUACGAGCCGCUCCAAACACUGACCUGGGGCGGCAAGGGCGUCGGCUGCGGCGGCGAGGGCUCGUGCCAGUUCGUCGCGCGGUCCGAGGCCGCGCGCGACGCGGCGCUGAAGAUCAUCGCCAACGACCUGGGAUUGUGGUGCUGCGGCAUCGACGUCGGCGGCUCCCGCGGCGUGCGGCGCGCCAUCAUCCCCGCCGCGGGCUACCACGGCGCGCUCUUCCCCGCGUCGCACGUGACGCCGUCGCCGCUCUGGCCGGUGCUCGACGUGUCCGACGGUUUGGUCAAGCCCGCGCUCAUGCUGACCAUCGCGGAGCUCGUGGACCGCGCGGGCAUGGAACAAGUGUACGUCGUGAUCCAGCGCGGCGACGUCGCGAGCUACGAGCGCGCUUUGAUGCGGACGCCGCUCGACGCGUCGAACGAGCACCAGCUCCCGCCCAAGGCCGCGGCCUACGCGGCGACGGCGAAGCGCCUCGGCGGCCACGUGCAUCUCGUGUGCCAGGAGACGCAGGACGGCCUGGGCCACGCGGUGCUCUGCGCGCGCGACUUCGUCGCGCGGCACUCCUCCGCGGCCGGCGGGCCGCCGACGGUGCCCGACGAGCCCUUUUUGCUGGUCUUAGGCGACCACCUCUACACGGCGCGGGGCGAGCUCUCCUGCGCGCAGCAGCUUCUCGCGGCGCACGCCGAGAGCCCCGCGAAGGGCGCCGUCGCCGUCGCGUACUCGACGCCCGACGAGGCGUCCCACUUCGGCGUCGUCGCCGGGUCCGUCGAGGAGACGCCGCUGAAGCGGGCGUCGUCGGCCGACGACCUCGCCAAGCUCGACACGGCGUCGCAGCGCAAGAUCAACGUCCCCGCGUUCGCGAUCUCCCAGAUGGUCGAGAAGCCCGACGCGGCGGAGGCCGCGGGCCUCGCGGUGCCGGGCCUGUCCGACGGCCGGCCCGACUCCGUGCUCACGGUCUUCGGCAUGUACGUCCUGCCGCCCCGCGUCUUCGACUACCUCGACGACGACGUCCGCGCGAACCGCCGCCAGCGCGGCGUCUUCGGGCUCACGUCCGCGCUCCAGCGCUGCGCGGACGGCGACGGCCUCCGCGGGAUCGUCGUCGACGGCACGCGCUUCGACUUCGGCGACGCGACGGCCUUCGCGCACACCUGGUCGAAGUUCUCCGAGGGGGUGUAA